CUAUACCCCGAGACUGACCAGUUCCCUAGCCUUCUCGCAGACCGGGCAAGUGCAACUUCACCCACCACUCUAUCUGCCCGCCCUUACCUAGGUUCCACUAUGUCCACAGAUGAACUAGUCCUUUCCAAGCCCACAGAUGUUUUCUCCCAAACAACACAGACAGAGAGGAACUUGAGAAGGAUGAGACUCGAACGUGGGCUCGCCCACCCACACACCUACGUUUCAGCCAGUCCUUUCUCUCUGCCCGUGGCUGGGCCGCUGUCCGAGCCCCGCCUCUAGGGUUCGCACGCGGCCCCCGCCUGACCCGGCGCCCAGGGGCGGAGUAGGGCGGGGCGGGCGGCAAACGCAGCACUUUCACGGCUUUGACAAGCCCGCAGCGGCCGGGCUGGAACGCUGAGCCCGGCCGAGACUGCGCCAUGCAGGAAGCGCCAGCUGCGCUGCCCACGGAGCCAGGCCCCAGCCCGGUACCUGCCUUCCUCGGCAAGCUAUGGGCGCUGGUAGGCGACCCAGGCACCGACCACCUCAUCCGCUGGAGCCCGAGUGGCACCAGCUUCCUCGUAAGUGAUCAGAGCCGCUUCGCCAAGGAAGUACUGCCCCAGUAUUUCAAGCACAGCAAUAUGGCGAGCUUUGUUCGUCAACUCAACAUGUAUGGUUUUCGGAAGGUGGUGAGCAUCGAGCAAGGUGGCCUGCUAAGACCAGAGCGUGACCACGUUGAGUUUCAGCAUCCGAGCUUCGUGCGAGGCUGUGAGCAGCUACUGGAGCGCGUGCGCCGCAAGGUACCUGCGCUGCGAGGUGAUGACACUCGAUGGCGUCCUGAAGACCUGGGCCGACUGCUGGGAGAGGUGCAAGCUUUGAGGGGAGUGCAGGAGAGCACGGAGGCACGGCUGCAGGAACUCAGGCAGCAGAACGAGAUCUUGUGGCGAGAGGUGGUGACGCUGCGGCAGAGCCACAGUCAGCAGCACCGGGUCAUCGGCAAGCUAAUCCAGUGCCUGUUUGGGCCACUUCAGACAGGGCCCAGCAGUACAGGAGCCAAGAGAAAGCUGUCCCUAAUGCUAGAUGAGGGGAGUGCAUGUUCAGCAUCUGCCAAAUUCAAUGCCUGCCCUGUGUCUGGUGCUCUGCUCCAGGACCCCUACUUUAUCCAGUCGCCCCUCCCAGAGACCACCGUGGGCCUCAGCCCUCACAGGGCCAGAGGGCCUAUCAUCUCUGACAUCCCAGAAGACUGCCCAUCUCCUGAAGGACACAGGCUUUCUCCCUCCAGUGCUGGCAGGAGGGUGAAGGGCCUGGCACUGCUCAAAGAAGAGCCGGCCAGUCCAGGGGGGGAUGGCGAGGCCGGGCUGGCCCUGGCCCCAAACGAGUGUGACUUCUGCGUGACAGCACCCCCACCGCUGCCCGUGGCUGUGGUGCAGGCCAUCCUGGAAGGGAAAGGGAGCUUCAGCCCUGAGGGGCCCAGGAGCAUACAACAGCCUGAACCAAGGGGCCCCAGGGAGGUACCUGACAGGGGAACUCUGGGCCUGGAUCGCGGUAACCGGAGCCCAGAGAGUCUGCUGCCCCCCGUGCUGCUUCGGCCUCCCCCUGAAACUGUGGAGCCCAUGGAUGCGCUGGGUCCUAGCCUGCAUGGACGAGAAUGGACCUUGAUGGAUCUGGACAUGGAGUUGUCUCUGAUGCAGCCUUUGGCUCCAGAGAGGGCUGAAGCUGAGCUGACAGUCAAGGACUUGACUUCUUCAGGUGUAGGUAAUGAUGGGAAAGACCACACGCUGGGAACCCCACUCAUGCUAGAUGUUCAGGCGGAUUUGGAGGGUGCAGCACUAUCGGUGCCUGGGGCUUUAACCCUGUACAAUGCCACCGAGAGCAAUGCUUCCUACUUGGAUCCUGGAGCCAGUCCCUCCUCUCCCUGAGAUCUGCACCCCUCUGAAAAAGCCUGGCUAAGGAGCCAGCACGCAACAGCACACCCCUUUAGGCUUCCUGGCGCCCCCGCCCCCGCCCUGGGAGGUGAGCGAAGCCCUCCUAUAUGUGACAGCCUCUCUCCACUACCCCAGUGAACCCUGCAACAUAAACUGCAUUCCCUACUCUGUUUCUGUCUCUCUCUCUCUCUUUUUUUUUUUUUCCUACCAACCAAAGAUCACUAGAGUCGCGGGUGGGUGACGAUUUUGCGUUUAUACAAGUGUUCAGAUGUUCGGACUUAGAAACGUCUAUACGCGCUCGGAUUUUCAUGGAAGACCCCUCUCCCUGGUACUUGGAGAGCCAGUGCUAACUCUCCCACUUGCACUGAGAUGUCGGCCUGGCGCUGGCCAAUGUAACCUCCAAGAAGCAGGCAUUUCUGUGCCACAUCCAGCUCCUCAAUACACGUGUCUCUGAUUCUGGGCAAGUCGGCUCCUUUCUCUAAACUUUAUCUGUGACAGGCGGAGGGAAGAGUCCUGGAAGGGUAAAUUAAAAGCACCUAGCAAUUAGAAAGUUGAGAGAGGGCUGGACAAGUGAGACAAGUGUACCAACCCCCUGACUCAAAUCCGGGUACUUUGGGACGGGAAAGACUAGCGGACUAUGUGUCCGCCCCUGCCAGUACGUGGCCUCCACCACUAGCGUCCAAAUUCGCAGAGCCAGUGAAGCAUGCCCUUCCCCCCACCCCAUUCCCAGCAGCCCUGGCUGCCCCGCCCCUGUUACAGCUGUUGUUCGGCAUACCCACCCCACUCGCUCGGCCCUUUCUGCACUGUCAUCUGCCCCGGUGAGGCUCAACUCCGGAGUGGGGCCAUCUGAAACGCUCCGGACCACAAGCCCGGCUCCACCCAGCAGGGAGGGAAAGGAAACAGAUUGGGCAGAAUCCUGGGCCUCUCACCACCAGCACCGGAGCUCGAAGCCCAAAUGGGUAACAUGCAGGAGCGCCCAUCGGAGACCAUUGACCGGGAACGGAAACGGCUGGUAGAAACAUUGCAGGCUGACUCUGGGUUGCUGCUGGACGCGCUGGUGGCCCGGGGCGUCCUCACUGGGCCUGAGUAUGAAGCCUUGGAUGCGCUGCCUGAUGCAGAGCGCAGGGUGCGCCGCCUACUGCUGUUGGUGCAGAGCAAGGGCGAGGCAGCCUGCCAGGAACUACUGCGCUGUGCCCAGCAAACUGUGAGCAUGCCAGACCCGGCCUGGGAUUGGCAGCACGUUGGGCCUGGUGAGCACCAGGAGGGUGGAGCCUUGAUGAAUUGAGGGGCGUGGAUUAGGGGCGGGGCGAAGCAAAGGGUAAGGGAGAGCAGAGAAUGUAGAGGUAACUAACCACAGAGGGGAGAACCACUUCCUUCCUUCCCAGGCUACCGGGACCGCAGCUAUGACCCUCCAUGCCCAGGCCACUGGACGCCAGAGGCACCCAGUUCAGGGACCACAUGUCCUGGGCUGCCCAGAGCUUCAGAGGAAGAGGAGAUCGGAGGUCCUGAGGACUCUGAGGCAGUACAGCCUCGAACACCAGAGGAGCCAGAACUAGAAGCUGAAGCUACUAAAGGGGAUGAGCCAGACCUGGAACAAGAAAUGGAACCAGAACCAGAGCCAGAGGUAGAACCGGAGCCAGAGCCGGAGCCGGAGCCGGAGCCGGAGCCGGAGCCGGAGCCGGAGCCGGAGCCGGAGCCAGAGGCAGAGCCUGACUUCCAAGAAGGGGAUGAGUCUGAAGGUUGUGAGAACACCUAAACCCUAGCUUGCAGGCUUGUUAGAAAUUGUGGACUGGGAAGUAGGGGUUGAUCCCCACUCCACUGACCAUCAUUUUCAUCUCUAGAUUCUUGAAGGCCAGAAUAUCCUUACCUGUCCAAAUCUGAUUCAAGCUGGAUAAGAUCUGGAAACCUGCCAGAACUGGACCAAGUCAAUGCAGCAAGACUCCAUUUACUGCCAAAUGAGUAAACUCGGGAGGGUUAGCCUGGACCUGAUUCUUCACAACUCAGGCUCUUUACUCAAGAAUGGUCUGAAUCCCACUGACCUGAGCAGGCUUGUGUGAAAAAUACCAUCCCCCCCACCAACAGUAUUCCACUCCCAAAGUAGCCCAAGCUGUAUUUCUAGAGAUCUUAGAUUCAGGCCCCUAAAUCAGACCCUCUUCCACUCCCUUUUUCCCCCCUCAGGGGCCAUUUGGGAGCCCAAGUGGGCAACACUUCUACACCAUGGAAACGACUAGACUUAAGAGUAUCAAGCAAGUGAAGGUGGCUGGCUGUCCAUCCACACACAGAGAGAAGUCUUGGAGCUCACAGUCUUGAAGGGGGGACCUGAGAGAAAACUGGAGUAGACAGAAGCCACACGCAUCAUUGUAACUGCUCUUUAAUUGUCUGGCCUUCCUCUGAACUGGGAGCUCCGUGUGGGGUGUGGGGUCUAACCAGUCACAGACAUACACAAGGAGCUCUGUACAUUAUCUACUAAGCAAAUGAAUAAAAACUUCCCAGCUGUGUUUCCAAGCUUUCA
Rattus norvegicus (Norway rat) is the source of this 4413-nucleotide messenger RNA. It is a transcript of the gene Hsf4, whose product is annotated as heat shock transcription factor 4. The record is from RefSeq and is a predicted model, not a curated record. Gene Ontology annotation, biological process: negative regulation of transcription by RNA polymerase II; regulation of DNA-templated transcription. Lineage: Eukaryota; Metazoa; Chordata; Mammalia; Rodentia; Muridae. Gene Ontology annotation, cellular component: chromatin; nuclear speck; nucleus. Gene Ontology annotation, molecular function: identical protein binding; DNA-binding transcription factor activity; DNA-binding transcription factor activity, RNA polymerase II-specific.